This is a messenger RNA of Nylanderia fulva, 377 nucleotides long. Lineage: Eukaryota; Metazoa; Arthropoda; Insecta; Hymenoptera; Formicidae. The record is from RefSeq and is a predicted model, not a curated record.
AUGAAGAUUGGAAAAAAACAACUGGAAACAUUUUUCUAUUUGCUUGGAGGAGACUCACCCCAAGAUCAAAUAAAACAUAGCUUGGAAAAAAUGUUUUCCAAUAAAUUGGCUAUGAAAUGUUCAUGGAAAGGCCAGAAAGGAAACUUUGCUAUAAAUUCACUUCUGCUAAUAGAUAUCAUAAAAAAGGCUGUUCGAAAGCAUUAUCCGAUGUUAACGGAUAGACAUUAUGUAAAUUAUGUUUCCGCCUGGCUUAAAUAUGCCAAAACACGUUAUGAUAGAGAGCAGGCAAAAGCACUUAGAAAUCAGAUCGGAUAAGGAAAUGUACAUGAACUCAUAUGGCGUUCAGCCGACCCUGCAAAUGCAUUAAUAGUGCAAUA